CUCAUCGGAAGUUGCUUGUGCUGUUCGCCUGUGGAUGCAUGUAAACAUGCGGUAACCGGAGAGGAACCCUUCAACUAACCACAGAGGGACAAAACAAGCUAAUUGAACAGAGUCGGGUCUCGUUGUACUGUGAAUUAAACUGGGAUUUUAAUGCCGACAGCCUCUGCACGUGAUUUUAAAUCGCUGACAUGGCCGAGGUGGACGCGAAUAAAGUCAAUCAUAUUUCCUCCGAAGGGGAUAGGUUACUAUUUCCGGUGACAGACUAUGGUUCGAAUGACCACAGGGAUGAGUAUAGCAACCCCAGGCCAUCCCCAGUAACAGGUGGCUGGAUAGGGGCUGACCAAGAAGAGGAAGCAUUGCGCAGGAAGUUGAAAUAUUUCUUCAUGAGCCCCUGUGAAAAGUACCAAGCCAAAGGCAGAAAACCUUAUAAACUGGUGAUGCAAAUACUGAAGAUUCUUAUAGUAACUAUACAGCUGGUACUUUUUGGCUUAAGCAACGAGAUGGCGGUGACGUUUAAGGAGGAAAACACGGCUUCAUUUAAACAUCUUUUUCUCAAAGACUAUGAUGAUUCAAAUGAUGGCCUUGCUGUUUACACACAGAGUGAUGUUUAUGACCACAUGUUUUACGCAAUAGAACAGUAUCUGGCAUUGACGGAGACGACAGUGGGCCGUUAUGCGUAUGUAUACAAUGUUGGUGUGAACGGGAGUGCGCUUUCUCUGUGUCAACAGUAUUAUAAAAAAGGCAGGAUUGAUCCAGCUAAUGACACCUUCAUCAUCGAUCCACAUGUGGUCACAGACUGUAUCGGCGUGGACCCUUUGUCCACUCCCACAGUAGGUAUGGGCCGUGAUUUCAGGAACUUCACCCUUAAGUUUCACAAGCUCAUUAAUGUGACCAUACAGUUCCAGCUGAAGGCUAUAAAUCUACAGACCAUCAUCCACAAUGAAAUUCCUGACUGUUACACUUUCUUCAUCACGAUUCUGCUGGAUAAUAAAGCCCACAGUGGUAAAGUUAAGAUCACUCUUGAUAAUCAGGCCUCCAUUAAGGAAUGUAGGGACCCCAGUGUGUCUGGACACGCUGAUAGUUAUGCUCGUGUGUGGUUUGACGUGGCUGUUUCAGUAGUGUGUGUUCUGUCUCUGGUCCUCUGUGGCCGCUCUAUCAUCAGAGGAAUCGUUCUUCAAAAUGAGUUUGUGCAGUACUUCAGGACCUCUCUGAAGCGUGAUGUGUGUUGGGGAGACAGAAUGGAGUUUAUUAAUGGAUGGUAUAUUCUGCUCAUCAUUAGCGACGUGCUCACUAUCGCAGGAUCUAUCAUUAAGAUCGGGAUUGAGCUAAAGAACGUCUCAUCCUAUGAUGAGUGUGGGAUCCUCUUGGGCACCUCAACGUUAUUGGUUUGGGUUGGAGUUAUUCGCUACCUCACCUUUUUUCAGAAGUACAAUAUUCUCAUUGUCACUUUACGAGCUGCAUUCCCUAAUGUGAUCCGUUUCUGUUGCUGUGUGGCGGUAAUCUACCUCGGUUAUUGCUUCUGUGGGUGGAUUGUGCUGGGACCCUACCAUGUUAAGUUUCGCUCUCUCUCGCUGGUGUCUGAGUGUCUUUUCUCUCUGAUCAAUGGAGAUGACAUGUUUGUGACCUUCAGUGGCAUGCAAGAGAGCAGCAUGCUCGUCUGGGUCUUUAGUCAGGUUUACCUUUACACGUUCAUCUCUCUGUUCAUUUACAUGGUGCUCUCUCUCUUUAUCGCUCUCAUCACUGGAGCUUAUGAGACCAUCAAGCAUCAAACUCAGGAGCCUAUCCAUAUCACUGACCUGCACGCGUUCAUCGCUGAGUGCACCGAUACGCCCAACUCUGGAAAGUUCCGUGGCAUUGAGACCUCACCGUGCUCCGUCUUCUGCUGCUGUGACAGAACCACCACAUAUGAGGACGUCCACCUCAUCAACUAGUGAAGUCAUGGGACAUGAUGCCUGAAGACAAAACCUCCCUCUUCUGGUCACACUGUGGUACUGCAACAGAAAGAAAGCCAGUGGCGAUGUGAGGGAAAACUCCAGACAAAAAACCCAAGAAGUCAAAGCCGCUUCAUUUAAGUGGACCUUAAGUGGAGAAAAUCAUAUUCGAUUUUUACAGAAGAACUGCUCCAGUUAGAGAAAAUUGAAGUUUUACCUCAGUUUGUUGCUAGUUUUAAUUUAAUUCUGGAGGUUGCUAAAGGCAGCCAAGUACACUCUUAGUCUAUUCUGAUAAAAACACUCAGAAAGUUUGAAUUGAGACAAUAUUAGAUAACAAACUGUACAGUAUGUACAGUACUCAUUCCCUAAAGGUUGAUCCCACGUGUUUGUUCGGUGCACGUGCUGUGGUGUGCAAAUGGGUCAUCAGUCGCCAAUACUGAGAGACAUAGUGGUCAGUGAUUCAUAACUGUUGCAGUUAUUUCUGUUGUCUCUGAGUAACAUCUAGUCUUGUGUAAUGUCUGCAUCAAAAGGAGAUUGGCAGGCCUAAGUGUUUAGCAUAUGUAAACCUCUGAGACAGCAAAAAAUGAGGAGACCAUGUGAUUUAAACAUCACUCCUAUUCAGCACUUAGAGCAGAACACAGCACUCCCCGGUGUCUUAAUAUCAUCUCCACUUAUUCAUAAUAAAAAAAACAUGCUCUGCUAGUAUGAAUUCACAGAGAAACUUAGCCUUAACACUUUCCUGAUGUAUAGAGCUGAUUGUAUUUUGGAAUGUAAUACCUCAUUGUUAAAUAGAAUGACUUUCAGUUGCUUUUUUUGUAUUUUAAUGAGCUUUUCACCAGUAAUGACACCUCCAUGGUUUUAUUCCAAACUGAUUCUUUGUUUUAUAUAAAAACGGAAUCAAAUGCAUACUGUAAUGUGAAAUCUAAUUUCAUAAAUUCUGUUAGACAGUAAGCCUUAACUUUGAUGAUCUAGUGUUUUAUAGAGAAGUACACACUUUUAUGGCCAGCCUUCAUCGGGUUUGUUUUAAAACAGAGGCCUUCAAGAACGCUAUUAUAAGAUUACUGGCGAGGGCACAGUGUUCUGUUACCAUGGUGACAUAUUAGAACAAUAGAACUCAUCAAAAAUGCUUGACCCUUGUGUGACUCUCACUUCAGAGCACAAAUAAGCCUAAUUUUAGCUUUUCCAUUAUACUUGACUGAUAAGAGAAGGAAGUAUAAAUAUUUAAAUUUUGGGGCCUGUGCAACUCAAGUACACAAUAAGUGGGACCAGUCAUAUUAUUCUGAUGUCAGCUAACUGCUUUUUGGUCAUAUUACAUAAUUUAAUUGUCCUUGUAAUGCUUCUGUAUUGUUUUAAUGUGUGAUUGAAUCAUGUUCUAGUGUAGAGGUUUAUUUAUAUCGUGUUGGCUCUGUUGCGUUUCUGUUUCAAAUUAAUUUAAAGCGCACAAUCUGCAAACAGACCACACUUUCUAUUACUAACCUGUAAAAGUCGGAGCAAAUGUUGUCUGAUGAUCCCUGAAAUAUUUUAUAUUUCAUUUUAGCCUAAUAAUUGAGUGUUUUUUUUAUGUUUUGUAAUGAACAACUUGUGCAAAUAAUUUUGCCAGCAAAGGCAGCACAAACAGAAUUAUAUAUAAAAAUUAUGUUAUCAAUUUUCUUUUCAAACUGGAGGAUUUUUCAAUUCUUGAUUUUCUUUUAUUUGUUUUAAACACUUGUAUAAGUGUCAUUGCACGUUUUUCCAAAUGUUGGUCUUGACAGAAUCAUGUUUUUUUAUGUUCAUGUGUAUUCGUUCAAUACAGAGAUUUUCUAAAGUCUGUUUAAUAUAGACAUAGUCUUUUUCUUCUCCUGUUGUUGUUUCACAUUAGCGUGAAUUAUAAAACACACUUUUGAACACUGUA
Messenger RNA from Labeo rohita (rohu), 3822 nucleotides. RefSeq names its product mucolipin TRP cation channel 1a (gene mcoln1a). Gene Ontology annotation, molecular function: NAADP-sensitive calcium-release channel activity. Gene Ontology annotation, cellular component: plasma membrane; lysosomal membrane. The coding region runs from base 189 to 1931 and encodes 580 amino acids. The transcript is spliced from 15 exons. The record is from RefSeq and is a predicted model, not a curated record. Lineage: Eukaryota; Metazoa; Chordata; Actinopteri; Cypriniformes; Cyprinidae.